This is a messenger RNA of Zingiber officinale, 1482 nucleotides long. RefSeq names its product mitochondrial dicarboxylate/tricarboxylate transporter DTC-like. The coding region runs from base 164 to 1063 and encodes 299 amino acids. The record is from RefSeq and is a predicted model, not a curated record. Gene Ontology annotation, molecular function: oxoglutarate:malate antiporter activity. Lineage: Eukaryota; Viridiplantae; Streptophyta; Magnoliopsida; Zingiberales; Zingiberaceae. The transcript is spliced from 6 exons.
CAAAACUUUUGCAUUGCGGGCGGACCAAGCGAAGUAAUGGUCGGGAGGCGCCGCCCACCCGCUUCGAGAUUUAUUAAAUAAAUAAAAUCUGAUUCUCGGUCUCGCGCUUCCUGUUCGCUCGUCGAUCCCCCUCUCACUGUCUCCCCCGAUCUCUUGAGCGGUGAUGGCGGAGGGGAAGUCCACUAGUCAGACCGGAGCCUGGAGCACCGUCAAGCCCUUCGCCAAUGGCGGUCUCUCCGGCAUGCUCGCCACCUGCGCCAUCCAGCCCAUCGAUAUGGUCAAGGUGAGGAUCCAGCUGGGUCAGGGGUCGGCUGCUCAAGUGACGAAGAAUAUGCUUGCCAACGAAGGCUUCGGUUCGUUUUACAAGGGACUAUCAGCUGGUUUACUUAGGCAGGCUACUUAUACAACUGCAAGAUUGGGUUCCUUUAGAGUGUUGACAAACAAAGCUGUUGAGGCUAAUGACGGCAAACCACUGCCUUUGCUUCAGAAAGCUGCUAUUGGUCUUACAGCUGGAGCAAUUGGAGCGAGUGUUGGAAGCCCAGCAGAUUUGGCACUCAUCAGGAUGCAAGCCGAUGCGACUUUGCCUGCAGCUCAGAGAAGAAACUACAAAAAUGCUUUCCAUGCUCUCUACCGAAUCAUUGCUGAUGAGGGGGUUCUGGCUUUGUGGAAAGGUGCAGGUCCUACAGUAGUAAGAGCAAUGUCACUCAAUAUGGGUAUGCUUGCAUCGUAUGAUCAGAGUGUUGAGCUGUUCAGGGAUUCCCUUGGCUUUGGUGAAGUUAGCACCGUGCUUGGAGCUAGUGCUGUUUCAGGGUUCUUUGCAUCUGCUUGUAGUUUACCUUUUGACUACGUGAAAACACAAAUACAGAAGAUGCAGCCCGAUGCCAAUGGGAAGUAUCCCUACACUGGAUCUUUGGACUGUGCGAUGCAGACCUUAAAAUCUGGUGGCCCUUUAAAAUUUUACACUGGAUUUCCCGUCUACUGUGUCAGAAUUGCUCCACAUGUCAUGAUGACGUGGAUAUUCCUGAAUCAAAUUCAGAAGGUUGAAAAGUCACUUGGCUUAUAGAAUUAUAGUUAUUGGAUACGUGCAACUUAAUUUCACUGUUUUCCUAUAAUAUAAUAUCUAUUGAAGUCAAUUGGCUAGUUUGGGUACUAGGAUAGCCUUCCAUUUGCAUCCUGAAUUCUCAAAGAUGUGAUAAUCCGGUCCAGGAGUAUCCGUAUGAUUUUUUGUUUGAUGCCCUAGCGUUUGGUUUAGUUGGAUCUUAGCAUACUUUUGAUCUCUAAAGAAGUUACUAAUGAUGGAAUGCAUAUUUGCAGCUUAGCCAAGUAGUUUUCUUGUAGCUUGGCUUCGAGGAACUAUUUUAUGGGAUGGGUUGGGUUGGGUUGUCUGAAUCAAGUAGAAUUGGGUACUAAAAAAUUCCUUCAAAACGAAUUCAGAUUAUUUGAUUUUGGAUGCUAAGAAAUACAUAUUUGGAUUUACAAUUA